AUGUUGGGUGACCCGUUGGACCAGAAGGACGUCACGUCUAUGUCACAGAAAAGGGACGAAGAUUCGGCGGCUGUUUUGGAAGAUCAACCGAACAUAUCAGAUCUGGACCUUACUUGGGACUCGGAUCGGGAUUACGACGAAUGUGUGUAUUACCACGAGGGCAGCGAUCUCUACGCUGAAGAUGUCGACGGACAACUAGCGGUACUGCCUGAAGUCCCAGCGACGACUGAGGAUGUGAGGAUCGAGGACAUCCAAUUGUGCGGAUCCGACAACCAGGCGCCCGAAGAUAUCGACCGAUUCCGCCAGCGGAUCUGGAAGUUUAGACAUCUCCUGAUCGGCAAAGGAAAUGCGCUCCCACCAGCGGCCCGAGGGGUUGUGUGCGAUAUUGAUGUGGGAGGAGCCCGGCCGAUCGCGCUCAAGUGCCGAAAGCUGCGGAUC
Phytophthora megakarya is the source of this 438-nucleotide messenger RNA. NCBI's taxonomy places the organism in Eukaryota, Oomycota, Peronosporomycetes, Peronosporales, Peronosporaceae. The record is from the annotation of a GenBank genome assembly.